Molecule: messenger RNA, 1377 nt
Organism: Pelagomonas calceolata
Lineage: Eukaryota; Pelagophyceae; Pelagomonadales; Pelagomonadaceae
Source: the annotation of a GenBank genome assembly
UUGCGCAUGCGCGGAGAGCUUCAAGGGCGUCGUGAGACGCUGUGCGUCGUCUCUGGCAUCUAUGCGAUUCGCUGUGAGCGGACGAAGCUGAAAUCUGCCCGCGAGCGGCGCUCGACGCUGAGCUGCACUGCUGCAGCAGCCUCUCCAUGAGUGCCAUAGUCACUGCCCACGGCAGCGAUGGCGAGGCCGUGCAAUUUUCCAACGCCAGCGAUGGCGACGACGGCGACGACGUGCAAAUCACGCCAACGCUGACGCUGCGACGACCGAUCUACUGCAUGGCCCCGAUGGUCGGCCAGAGCGAUCGACCCUUCCGGCUCUUGUGCCGCCGGCACGGCACUACGCUCUGCUACUCGGAGAUGCUGAUGGCCGACGAGUUCGCCGCGUCGGCGGCGUACCGACUCGAAGCCCUCGGCGACCGCGUCCGCGACCACCCGCUCAUCGUCCAGUUUGCCGCCAACGAACCCGACGCCUUCGCGCGAGCGGCCGUCGCGGCGCACGCCAUGGGCGCGAGCGGCUGUGAUCUUAACAUCGGCUGUCCGCAGCGGCGCGCGCGCGAGGGGUUCUACGGUUCCUGGAUGCAGGAGGACUGGGACCUGUGCUGUGCAAUCAUUGCUGCCGCGCGGGCGGCGUGUCCGCGGGGCUUCGCAAUCACGGCGAAGUUGCGUGUGCAGUACUGUGAGAGAGGCACGAGGCCUUCCACAGAGCGGACCGUGGAAUUUGCGCGUCGCCUCGUCGCCGCGGGCGCGGACCUGAUCGCACUACACGCCCGUGUUCGCGGCAGCCCCGAGCUACGGCGCGCCGGCGCUGCAGAUCUGACCGUCGUGCGAGCGCUGGUGGACGCAGGCCUCGGCGUGCCGAUUCUAUCGAACGGAAACGUGCGCUCGCGAGAGGACGUUGCUUUGAAUCUAAAGGCGACGGGCGCCGAUGGUGUGAUGGUCGCCGAAGAGCUGCUGCGCGACCCGUCGCUUUUUGCGCCGGAGAAGCGGUCACCACCUGCGCUCAUUAGGGAUUACCUCAACCUGUUGCAGGAGUGUGAGUCGGACGUCCCACGCGAGGACGGCUCCGUGAGCGGCUGUGUGGAAAUCAAUCAGCGAGCGGCCGUCGCGAGCCUCACGCCAUCGAGCGUUGUCCCCACAGGUGAGUGGUAAGGACGGCGCCGUGACGCGCGCGACGACAGAGGGUGUCGAGCGAUACUCCGUGUGGUGGGCUAAUAUUGAGGUGCUCCGUUGCCAUGUCAAACGCAUGUUAGAGCGCGGCGGGUCGUCGAGCAAGGAGACCCUCCAGCGCAACACCUUCCGGAAGGCGGCGACGCUCGCCGACGUCGACCGCUAUCUUCGGGCGCGGCUACGCCUCCCAGAAUAAGUUUUGUGUUUACUC